CCGGGGUCUUUCCGCGUGCGGCUCCGUGAGGGUCAUGCAGUCGGUCUGAUCUCCGCUGUUGUUGUUAUUAUUAUUAUAGUUCCUCGGCUCUGGUAUCGUGUCUCUCGUCAUGAUGGGCGGCAGCAGCAGCAGCAGGAUCGCGGCUGGUCUGGGCGCGGCGCUGUUCGUCGGUUACUGCAUUUAUUUCGACAGAAAGAGACGGAGUGACCCGAACUACAAGAACAAACUACGAGAACGAAGGAAAAAGCAGAAGGCGGUUCAGGAGAAAGCUGGAUUAUCGAAGUUGCCCGACCUGAAAGACGCCGAGGCGGUUCAGAAGUUCUUCCUGGAGGAGAUUCAGCUGGGAGAAGAGCUGCUGGCGCAGGGUGACUAUGAGAGGGGCGUGGAUCACCUGACGAAUGCGAUCGCGGUGUGUGGUCAGCCGCAGCAGCUCCUGCAGGUCCUGCAGCAGACGCUUCCUCCUCCAGUCUUCCAGAUGCUCCUCACCAAACUGCCCACCAUCAGCCAGCGUAUCGUGAGCGCUCAGAACGUCAGUGACGACGACAUCGAGUAGAAGACCUCCAGCAGCUCUGUGACAUCACUUCCUGUCUGCUUUCCAUCCAGUUCCCAAACACUGAACGCACUGAUUCGGAUCUGAAGAGGCGUUCGGGGACAAACGUCAUAGAGUUUUGUUUUGAAUCUGAGCUUCUGAGUUUGUUGACGUGAGUUUUAGUGUAUCUGAAUGACGGAAAACAAACCAAGGAGGCAUUUUGGGUUCAUAAAAUCAUGAAACGUGCGGACUGUAGUUAAUCAUGUGGCCGUAGAGGCUCAUAGUCGGGAUCUUUACAGUGUGUUUGUCAUUGAGUAAUGAUGAAAGCAGCCGGUUGAAGAAGGACUUGUUGUCUGUGUUCAUGUAUUUAAGUCAUUUUUAAAGGCUGUGAGAUAUGAAGCAUGUUUAAAAGUGCUCCGUUUCAAGUUGGGGAGAGUUUCCUCUUUUGUUUUUAACUCCAAAAUAAAAUAAAUGUAUCAA
Messenger RNA from Cyprinus carpio (common carp), 1009 nucleotides. RefSeq names its product mitochondrial import receptor subunit TOM20 homolog B. Gene Ontology annotation, biological process: protein import into mitochondrial matrix; protein targeting; tRNA import into mitochondrion. NCBI's taxonomy places the organism in Eukaryota, Metazoa, Chordata, Actinopteri, Cypriniformes, Cyprinidae. The record is from RefSeq and is a predicted model, not a curated record. Gene Ontology annotation, molecular function: transmembrane protein transporter activity. Gene Ontology annotation, cellular component: mitochondrial outer membrane translocase complex; mitochondrial outer membrane.